Molecule: messenger RNA, 201 nt
Organism: Gongylonema pulchrum
Lineage: Eukaryota; Metazoa; Nematoda; Chromadorea; Rhabditida; Gongylonematidae
Source: the annotation of a GenBank genome assembly
AUGCCAAAUGCCCUGUGGGUGUUCUGUGACGUCACUGUUCCACCAUCAUCGUUGCGGUGCGGCUCUUCCUGGACAUCGUGGAUUUGGAGGGAGAUGUGCUUUAAGCCCUGGCGCAGUGGUGUCCUUUUCACAGUAUUUGUUGGGUCAUCGAUUGUUGGGUCCACGCAAGGCAUCGAUGUGCAUGUGGUGCCCGUUGGGUAG